UAUCGUGGUCAGCCCAUCUCUAAGCUAAUCAGCUGUUUUGUUGUGUGAAAUUAUAUUUUAUUUUACAAUUUUCACGGGAAAAUGCAGGAUUUACGGAGAGUCGACUCGCUGCGACUGCCGAAUGGCGACGGAGCCGCUGGCAACGAUGAGGUCAAGUCCCCGUUUUUGAUCGGCGUGGCCGGCGGAACGGCCAGCGGCAAGUCGACGGUCUGCAAGAAGAUCAUGGAGCAGCUGGGCCAGGCGGAAAUGGAUCACACGCAGCGCCAGGUGGUCUCCAUCAGCCAGGACAGCUUCUACCGUGAGCUCACCCCCGCCGAGAAGGCCAAGGCCCAGAAGGGCCUCUUCAACUUUGACCAUCCGGAUGCCUUCAACGAGGAACUCAUGUUCAGCACGCUGCAGAACAUCCUGAAGGGCCACAAGGUGGAGAUCCCCAGCUACGACUACCGCACCAAUUCGCUGGACUUUGAAAACGUGCUGGUUAUCUACCCAGCCGAUGUGGUCUUAUUCGAGGGCAUUCUGGUCUUUUACUUUCCCAAGAUACGCGACCUUUUCCACAUGAAGCUAUUCGUGGACACAGACUCCGAUACCAGAUUGGCCAGGAGAGUGCCACGCGAUAUCAACGAACGUGGUCGGGACUUGGACGCCGUUCUCACCCAGUAUAUGACCUUCGUAAAGCCCGCUUUCGAGGAAUUCUGCUCGCCUACGAAAAAGUUUGCUGACGUUAUCAUACCACGAGGCGCCGACAACACAGUUGCCAUUGAUCUUAUUGUACACCAUAUCGGGGAGAUUCUCGCCACCACCAACAGCGCACAGCACAGCAACACAGUCAGGGUGGCGGCGUCUAGCAUGAAGCGAGAUCACUAAACGCCAAUGUAAACUCGCUUCUGGGGCGGCCACUUCCUCGUCCUAACGCCGCGUCUUGAGCUUGUACUAAUUGCCAAAAACUAAAGUCCAAAACUUAAAAAGAAAGAUAAAGAAAACCGAGGCGGCGCAGCACACUAUGACAAAUGUCCAUUAAUGAGCGCCGACAUCGCUUCUCAUUUGGUCUCCUCAUCGUAACCGAUUAACGUAGUCCUAAGAUUAAAAAGUAUCUUUAGUAUCUACUCUUGCAUAUGUUCAACAAUACAUGGUAGUGUGUAUGUAAGCUCGUUUCUGUUCAUCAAGAUAACCCAACCUGCGAUUGCGAUCCCAGUCUAACUCUGGACAUAAGUUACCUAUAGCAAAAUGUUACAGUUUAAUGAUAUCCCUUGGUCUAACCUGGUGCCCAACCCCGAUUUGACUUCCUUUCGAGGAUUUAAGCACUCUACUCACCAAACCACACAUGUUACACAUCUAACUAUUGUAUCUAUGUUCCGAUGCCCGAUACUUUGUUAACCACUCUUAUUAAAUUCUGUUUGUGGAUGCUAAUAUAACAAGGGGCUCCUUUAUAAACUUUUAUAAGAAGCUGAAUUAUUUUUGUAUUUAAAAAUAUUUUGUAAAUAAUAGUAACUAGCAGUUGCCUACUUGAAAAUAAGUAGGACCUUAAUAGUUUUUGCGGAUUUUAUAUUACUUUUUCCUACGUAGUUGUUCAAAACUUACAUAUUGAUUAUAUUAUAAACGGACUAUAAAUAACUCAUUCCUUAAUCUCGACUAUUCAAUAAUUAUUAUUUAUUUGUUUGUAGAUGUCCUAGAAACACUAUAUAUAAUAUCAAUCUAUGUUACAAAGAAAAACAUCAUAUAAUUUAGAGCUUGCAGUUCGAUUAACUUUUAGAACUUAAAUGUAUCACUACAAUAUAUCCGAAUAAGCAAUCGAUUCAUAAGCAAUAUAGAUAUUCAUAAAAAAAAAUAGUCAAUUGAACUAUGACCAUCCUAUUUUGAUUUAAUUUUUUAAAUUUCUUGUGAGUACCGGGCAUCUAAAAAGUCGUAGCUUGCGACUUUAGUAUUAUCAAAUCGUGUCUCCUAUGAACACUUUAAUGAAGUCUCAAAUAUACAAAUGCAAGACAGAUAAUUGCCUAACAAGGCGUGAUGA
Molecule: messenger RNA, 2008 nt
Organism: Drosophila subpulchrella
Lineage: Eukaryota; Metazoa; Arthropoda; Insecta; Diptera; Drosophilidae
Gene: Uck
Product: uridine-cytidine kinase
Exons: 5
Coding region: 82-864 (260 amino acids)
Cellular component (GO): cytoplasm; cytosol
Molecular function (GO): ATP binding; kinase activity
Source: RefSeq, a predicted model, not a curated record